ACAACUGUGAAGUGAACUGUCACUGUGCCUGCGUUUUACAAAAAAUAUAAAUUAAUGCAUUAAUUUUUAUUUACAGCUCUUAAUUAGUUUAUGAAAUUAUUCCCCAAAGUAUUGUUUUGAACCUAAGUUACUAUACUCUAACAUAGUUGCUUUGAAAUUUUACAUCCUGUUAGAUAGGCUAGGCCUAACUUGUUUUUGUUUUGAUUCACUGUCAUUGAGCUGAAAUGGACCGCUAUAUAAUUGAUGAAGUUCCCAAGUCAGUUUAUUACAUUCCCAACUUUAUCACAGAGUCUGAUGAAAAAUUAAUCAUCCAAAAAGUUAAUAAUGUGCCCAAGCCAAAGUGGACCCAACUUUCUAACAGAAGGCUUCAAAAUUGGGGCGGGAUUCCUCACCCUAAAGGAAUGAUAUCCGAAACAAUUCCUAGUUGGCUACAAGAGUUUAUAGAUAAAGUGGCAAAUUUAGAAGCAUUUGACAAGAAUGUGAAGCCCAACCAUGUGUUAAUAAAUGAAUAUCUUCCCGGACAAGGGAUCAUGCCUCAUUUCGACGGACCGUUGUUCUAUCCGACAAUAGCUACGAUCAGCUGUGGCUCACACACAAUUCUUCACUUCACCAAGGCUAAUGACUUUGAUGUUGUCAACAAUCCGAUUACUCAAGACUGCAAAAGAAUUUCUCUUUUACUCGAACCCAGGAGCCUUCUAAUCCUGCAGGACUCCAUGUACCACGAUUACCAACAUUGUAUUGAUGCAGUUGACAGUGAUGUGAUCAGUGACAGUGUAGCCAACCUUAGACAAACCGGAGAGAACUUCAUUGACGGACAAGUCUUAGAACGUUCAACUAGGAUAUCUCUCACAAUUCGCCAUGUGCCAAAAACAUCAAAGCUAAAAAUUAAUUUUGGAAGAUGACUUAUAAGAUUAAGUGAGAAGAUGAUUGCUGUAAAUAUAUCAUUUUUACUUUUGUUUACAUUUCACUGAAUCAUUUCCUUACUCAAGGUUUUCUCUCCAUCCAUCGUUAAUGUUACUAUUUUUUAGGCCUUUCAUGUUUGCUAAUGAAUUAAGAAAGCUAAAUUUUACCAUUCGACAUUAAGUUGUGAUUAUGUUCUGUGAGAAUUUGGACUGGAAAUUAUAUAUUGUUUGUUCGUUUGGACUAAUCAAUCUGUAACACAGUAAAACAAAAGUCUAACAAAUACUGUCUAGUGCUAAAUUCUAAUUCUAGAUUUGGAUACUUUAAUUUCAAUAAAUUUAAGA
Messenger RNA from Macrosteles quadrilineatus (aster leafhopper), 1244 nucleotides. RefSeq names its product alpha-ketoglutarate-dependent dioxygenase alkB homolog 6-like. Bases 225 to 902 code for a protein of 225 amino acids. Lineage: Eukaryota; Metazoa; Arthropoda; Insecta; Hemiptera; Cicadellidae. The transcript is spliced from 5 exons. The record is from RefSeq and is a predicted model, not a curated record.